This is a messenger RNA of Lingula anatina, 2324 nucleotides long. RefSeq lists its product as uncharacterized. Lineage: Eukaryota; Metazoa; Brachiopoda; Lingulata; Lingulida; Lingulidae. The record is from RefSeq and is a predicted model, not a curated record.
GAAGAUACAGUCGUCUUUCCCACCUACAGCAACUUAAUUCGGAAGUUUGAAAUCUGGGAGAAAUUUCACACAUUAGUGGCUAGUCGAGAGAGUUUCGAAGAACAAGCAUCGAUUUUGGCCAGUCAUCUCGAGAGUCUUAUUACAGGACUUGGAGUCGUUUCUAUCUGAUACUUGUUGGCGCAUCCGAGGGUAGAGAAGAGCACACGCUACCAAGAUGAAGACGUGUUGUUGCUGCUGUAGCUUACGUACGGGGAGUGUAUUCAGCGGUGUAUGGGGAUUGUUAUUUGCAUCGCUAGCCUUAGCCGCCUACAUCUUCUUUGUGAUAACGCUUGAAAUUGCCCAAGGGUCCCUCGGAACAGGUCAACCAGACACAGCCAGCGUUCUAAAUACAAUCUAUGCGUUCCAAAAUAGAUACACUGUAUACGUGGGGCUAGCAGUAUCUUUCCUAUGGUUUAUCUCCUGCAUUGUUCUGUUCGCUGGAAUUUGUGUCAAAAAUCGCUGGUGUCUCGUCCCGUGGCUUGUCUUCACCAUUCUAGCCACGUUGUAUCUGAUUGCUGUUCUCGUCCUCGUCCUCGUAUAUGGGGUCGUGCUGCUCUACACAUUCUGGCUCUUCUGGGUUAUUGUAGGAGUACUUUUCCUCAUAAUAGUGUUUGACAUCUAUGCUCUUAUUUGCGUGGGGUUCUAUUUCCGUGAACUGACGAUGGAGAGAGAGAUGGAGGAAAAUCGAGCCAUGCGAAUGGUACAAUACAACGGAAAUCACGACCAAGGUGGGAAACCUGCGUACGCAUACGCCGCGGGGGGUUAUCCGCAGUACCCCCAGCAGCGUCAAAAUGACUAUAUAAGCCAAAAGCAAGGACAUGCAGUUUUCAGUCCGUACGGUACGGAGUUCGACGAUCACGGGUCUUACAAGAAGCCACCUACCGGCGGAUACGUAAACCAAGGCUACCAGUAUCGCCCCAGCUACCAUGGAGGGGGUUAUGAGUAUGAUUAUAAUAAACGGUACUGAUUCCAGAUAAAAACAGAAAUGUUAUUGUAAUGCAUUGUGCUCUUAAAGUCAGGAUUAGAUUUUUUUAUUUUUUGUACUUUUGUAUUUCUCAAUGAUUAAUUUUUUUUCUGGUCGGAAUUAUAAGUCUAGGCAAAAACAAUAAACUCAUACCGUAUAACGUUAGAGGCCGGUGUGGAGAUUUUUUUCAUUGAGGACAAUCAAGACCAAUAUGUACAUUCCGUGUGCACACUGGAAUAUUUAAGUCAAGAAUUUGACCUUAUCAGUUUUAGGAAUAUCUUGGCUGAUUAGGCGAAGAGUUAUAGCCAAUCCUUGUAGUAUGCUAUGCGUCAGUGAUUGUAAUUCUAUAUCAAAGUAUAUACGGUGUACUACAAAUGAAUAUAAUCAGCGAUUUUAUUGCGCAAUUUUGCAGUUGCAUUUGAAACAUCAUUGCUCAAAAGGCGAGAUGUAGUUCUAGAUGGCAAGAGAAUGUCAAAUGUACAGUUAGAGCUAUUUCUUGUUACUAUCGUAGUAGACUAAUGUAUGACGGUUUUCAUCCGGGAACAUGUUGACGUCAUUGGAGUUGCUGUCCAUUUUUUUUUCGGUGUAUAUCAAUCCUAGGACCAACGUAUAUGCGAAGACCUGCGAAGUUGAGUUCAAAGGUUAGAAAUGACGAUAUAUAAUGUAUUUAAGAGGUGGUACUUAUGGAAAUGCAUGUUGGCCCUUUUAAGUUCACUCCAAAUUAAAAUAUUUGGUAUGACAUUGCAUGCCCCGCACUUGGAUUUGAUCCCAAACUAAAAAAAAAGUCAAUAGUGUAUAGAAUUAAAGGUACUGACUUUAUGUAUUGGAGAAAUCCCUUUUAAGAUGAUUCAAGGUGCAUGCUAUAAUUAUACAUAUAUCACGCCCAGACGGAGUCGACUGAUCAUGGAAUUAGACGGGUUUCAUUUAUAUGUAUGUCUUUAUUUGAUUUUAACUGUAUUUAAGUUUAGUAGUUCUUCAAAAUAAAUUCUCGCUUUAGUGAAACGCAUUAUUCCCACAAGAAUAUUGUUGGGCUGACAUACUGUAUUUAUUAGAACCUACUCUGUAGCAGAUGCCAGAGAAAAACUUGAUAUGUAAAUAUCUAGUGAAAAAUAUUUCUGUAACCCUGGUAGAGGGUACGUCUAAUAAAAGCACUAGUCGGUCAGUUAAAAAUUCUGGCAUACAGGCCUACAUACGGCCUGUGAAAACGGGUCACUCGAUACCUCCAUAAAAGUUUAACUGAUGUGGUGUUUAUAUAAUAUGGUUCAUUAAGCUUUUUCUCACAAUUUAUAUUUGAAAUUUUUGAAAGUUUGAGAAAAAAAAA